GAUGUGUUUAUUGCCUAACACACGAAGCAGGUUCGAGGAAUUUGCGUCUCUAAGGGAAAAUGCCAGAGCACUUAGCGAUCAGGAGAAGUUGGUUUGUGCGAAAGCUCAACCCCCUUCAUCUGUAGAAACACAUAAGCAACCAUGGAAUCCUCCAUGGUUACGUGCGUUGGAGGAGUUCUCUACACUUGAGAAGACAGUCAAGGAUAAGAUUAAAGACCUAGUUGAACGCCAACAAACCUUUUUUAAUCCAAAUUUCCUCCUAGAGGAGGAAGAAGCUCAACUUCAAAAGGCAAUCGACUCAUUAACUUUGGAAAUUAGGAAGCUAAUAAAGGAGCUUGAAAGAAUGGCUCUUUCAGAUGUGAACCCACGAUACGCUUACAAGUCUGAUGAACUUAUGAUUCACGGCAAUGUCAAAAGGUAUUUAUGCUCUCGAUUAAAGGAAGUAGGUCAAGUAUUUAAAAAUGCUCAGGAUCUAUAUGUCAAUCUACUUAAGCAGCGGUGGCGUAAGAAACAAAGGUAUAUGAAGUUCGGAUCUGACGAAACACAUGAAAUAGUGAGCCAAGAAGAAAGAAGCAUUCCUCUUUUCGAAAUGGGGUACUCCGAAGAAGAUAUUCAAGAGCUCAUAACGGAAUAUAAAAAGAAUGAAAAGAUUGAUGAAGAAGUAAAGCAGAUUAUUGACACACUCAAGGAAAUACAUGAAUUGUUCAACAGCCUUAAUGAACUUGUGACAGAACAAGGCGAAAAUUUAGAUCGCAUUGAUUGUAGUAUCAAGUGGGCUUCUGACUACACCUUGAAAGGAAAAGAAUCCCUUAAAAAGGCUCAAGAGUGUCAGAGAAGCCACUGUGCUUUAAUGUAAGAAAAGGAAAACAAUCUGUAGGUCGACAAAGGAAUGUGUAAAAUAUGACAACAUAUGGUUUAUUAUUGUACAUCGUAAAUUAUCUCAAAGUCACAGUUUUUUACUAU
Phytomonas sp. EM1 is the source of this 963-nucleotide messenger RNA. The record is from the annotation of a GenBank genome assembly. Lineage: Eukaryota; Euglenozoa; Kinetoplastea; Trypanosomatida; Trypanosomatidae.